This is a messenger RNA of Cuscuta campestris, 2696 nucleotides long. Lineage: Eukaryota; Viridiplantae; Streptophyta; Magnoliopsida; Solanales; Convolvulaceae. The record is from the annotation of a GenBank genome assembly.
UUCGCCUCCCCAGUGUCAGUUGAAAACCGCCGCUGGACGCCAUCUCUUUCUUUCGCUUUCUUCACCAUCAUUCUUCUGCAAUUCCGCUGCUACCCGACCCGUUCUUCUUCCUUUCCAGGUCAGUUCCUUUUCUCGCCGCCAUGAUUGUUUCAGAUUCCGAUUCGGCUACCCCAUCGUCCAAUUCUCGCCAAGCCGAUCAAUCGGCCUCUGGCCGCAACCCCGGCCACACUCAAUCACCCCAGCCGUCACCGUCGGCCGUGUCUGGCCAUAAACGGCGUCGAUUGAGGAAGCAAUUCCCUUCCUCAACCCCGGUAGAUGAGGGCUCGAGGGUUGGAUUGGACGAAAACAUCAUGGCGCAGUGCCAUUGCCAGAUUACUGACCGGGGGUUCGCCGAUGCUACUGACAUGGUCAGACCUUCCAUUGAAGUCAUGAGACCUACCAGCACCCAAACCGCCCUGGACGCCCCUUCAGGGUUCUUCACGGUCCAUCUGGCGUCUUUGAAGAAGGGGCUGCGCUUCCCACUCCACCCGCUUUUGAUCGAAUUCCUCAACGUGGUGGACCUUCUUCCGUGUCAGUUGGUCCCCAACUCUCACUGGUACAUCGCCGGUUAUUUGGUCCGGUGCAAGGUUGUAGGGGUGAAACCAACUUUGGACCAUUUCCUAUUCACUUUCAAGCUGACCAAGGGCCAUAAGGAUUGGGCGUCUUAUGCCAGCCUUUCCCAGAGGUCCAGUAAGCUCUUUGCUAGUGACAAGAAGGGGUCAACCAAAGACUGGAAACCCUUCUUCGUCUUCGUCUCGACGGGGCCCGAAUCUCCUUUCACGGGUUCAGGGCGCCCCUCCUUCCGCUGCAUCCCAUGCCCCCCACCUGAUGCCACCCUUUUGUCCAUCACUCGCCAACUCUGCAAUAAGGGAGUUAUGAACAUCAAAGAGGUGGUGACAGAGGAAACCCUUGCCGGGUUGGGGUUUGAGUUUGUUCAGGAUGAGCUUCGCCACCAACCCGACCUGCUGAGGGACAUUCCCGGGGGGCAUCAUCCUGACCAGCUGAAGGACAUUUCUGAGGAAGGUCUUGACUGUGGUCCUUUUGUGACUGGCCAUUCCCCUCCCCACUCUGUGAGGCCGGGUGGCGACCUCGCUGGGUCGUCACAAGGUGUUGCCUCGGAGCGACCUCCUUCGCCUCCCGCGGUGACCUACGAGGUGGCGACCGGGGGUCGCUCGACGAGGCUUUGCAUUCCUCCUCUGCCCCUAAGCUUAGGGGACGUGCAACUAGAGACCCUGAUCACCCUGCCCGCGGAGGACCAAGCUCGCAUCUCGGCCGGUUCUGAGGACGACCUUGAUAACAUGGUCCUCUUGAGGCUAAGCCAGGCCACGCUGGGGAUGAUCGAGGUGGUUGGUAGGAGACGGGGUCACCAGGCUGCCUUGGGCGAGGCGUUGAAGACAUCGGAGGCCAAGAAGAAGGAAUUGCAGGAGGAGGUCGCCCGACUCACAAGAGAGCUGGGGGAGAAGGAAGAUCGUUGCGCGGCGCUUGCUGCAGAGAAAACUUCCAAGGAGAACCGCUGCCAGUUGGAAGUGGAGAGGAGCGACCGGGUCCGCCAUGCAGAGGAAGCGGUAGAAUCCUUCAAGUCUUCUCCUGACUUCACGAUGGUCGCGAUGGAGCGGAUGGAAGAGCUAAAGGCCGCUUGGCUCAAAACCGAACCUGGGGCUCAAUGGAUGGUCAAGGAGGGGACCAAGUCCUUCAAUUGUGGACUCUUCCGCGCCCAACAGGUCUUCCGCGACAGACUGGCUCAGCUCCCCAAAGGAUUCUCUCUUCCCGACCUUGGCUUCCCUCCUCCCUGCCGUUCCUUGGCCGAGUUCGACCCCAGUCCUUAUCUGGACGGGGGGAGCUCGAGUGCGUCGGAAGAAGAGGAAGAAGAAGAAGUGGAAGGCAGUCAGGGCGACCAGGAUCCGGGGACCAGCUUAGCCACGUCCAAGGCAGACCCUUACGAAUUCUGCCGCCGGUUGCCUCGCCGGCAGUGGUCGUCGGUAAAACCGCCGCCACUACCACCAAACCCUUAUGAAGACUUCAGUGAGGCGUACAAGGCCCUCUCCGCCAACCGCCUGCCUAACGGGCGGAUUGAUUGGGAUGCUCCAUGCCCCCUUCAUUCCCUGCAAUGCAUGGCCUGGGAGAGCUUCCACGAUGAGCACUUACCCCUCCUGGAGCAUGAGUGCGCAUAUUACGCAAGUCUUGAACGAUGGACUAGCGAAAGUCGCACCAAUUCGCCGGUGAGACCUAAGGAGGAGGUUGUGUUGGGGGAAGAACUGGGUUCCAGCCUACCUCGCCCCACCGGCCACUCAACUCCCCGGAAGACCCUUAGGCGACCUGGAGUAGCUCGAGCGGCUUCAGGAUCUCCAUCCUCAUCUAGGUGAUGCGGCUUCAGGAUCUCCAUCCUCAUCUAGGUGAUGUUGGUUGGGGUUCACGGAGAAGUGAGCCGUCCUUCGUCCUUCCUUGGUAUUUGAAGGGCGGUGGGUUUUUGCCAAGGCAGGGGGCGACCGAUCCCGUUCCAUGAUGGGGAAGAGAGGUGGUCGUCUUGGACGGCCGGUGAUCGGAGUUCUGCCGGCCUAUACAGCUGCAGAACUACCCUUCAAACCUGCCUGUCCCCCCUAGCUGCUUACAAAGUUUUAGAUUGUUCUUUUCCAUUGUAAGAAAAGUAUGGAAAAGUA